AUGGAUGACUUCUCUGUAAACAUAAGAUUCUCUGCCUUCAAGAAGCUUGCAACGCUAGCUGUUCAAACCCCUGCAAACGGUGACGACUCAGAUGUUACGCGUCUAUCUCGACAUUAUCGGCAGUCGACACCCUCGAAUGGCUUAAAUGCGAUUUUGCAAACUCAAGCCCCUACGUCAAGGGUGGCUAUGGGCAUUCGGGAGUUAGAUGUUCUUGUUGCAUUAUGCAAAGCAUCUUCUUCAGUCAGUAAGAUCGAACAUGCUUCAAAAUUGCUUUCACAGUUGUCCCAGUGUCUCCCUGAGUCCCACAGCCAGCUUUUUCGUCCGUCGCCCUUUCUGCAAAAUGUCACGCCAUCCCCUUGGGAGAUCCUUACCUAUAAUAUUACUUUUGCGCUCCUUUCGCUUGGCUUGAAAUAUCCAGUGCUACGUGAGAAGGUCGUCGGUGCCAUCAAUGAAUAUUUAUGCAAUUGUUCAGAUGCUGUAAGCGUUGCGGUGCCCUUUUCCGGAUACAAACCUGGCAUGGAUAAACAUAGCGUCAUUCAUGAAUCUGUUCGGGUACUUUCGAUCACUGUCUCUCUUGUUGGUUUUUUGGAAGCCUCGGCAAUGUUUCCCUCGUUCUGGCCGGCUACUGAGCAACAACGCAUACUCGAGCAAGUGCGAUCGAUCUUAUCCGAAGGUUUCAUGGUUGCAGUUGAGACUGCCUCCUCUACAGUACGUAGCGCGGUAACACCAGACUACGGACUCAGAGAUUGGAGGAGAUAUGCUCGCCGCUAUGCAGCUGACGGCCGCCCUCUAGGGGCUAUGCUCCUACAGGAAGCAUUUAUGCGGUUUGUCAAAGUGUGUGCCACGUCCCUUGUUGGUGCACAGAACUUCACAGAUGAUGAGCUUCUGGAUGAUUACAUGAAUGGAGUUGGCAUUGCUAGGAGUCAUGAUGAAGCUGAAAUAACCCUUGUUAAUUGUAUAACAGAAAUUAUUGCUGACCAAAUCCAACUCUUGGAGGACGGUUCCGAUUAUUUGCAGCUUGGCUCCCCUUUGCAGCAAAAGCUUAAUUUUUCUGUAAAGGCAUAUGCUUUAAUUGGCUAUCUUCAAUGUGUUACCUUGAGUGGUAGUGCGGCAAAUAGCGAGGACUUUCUUGGUUGGCUGGAGGAUACAUUGAUGGACCAGAAUCAAAUGUCGUGUCUGAAACUGGCAACAGCUACUCUGAAGAGCAUAGCAAUUGUUGCGAGGAUGUCUCUAAACGGUGCCUCCUCCGGAAGUCGCUCUCUCUUAAGAUAUAUUAUAGAAGGUGGUUUGCCAACCCGACCUUCUAGCUCCAUUGCUGCAAGGUGCCUUGCCCAGGUCCUAGGUGUCCUCUCACAGGACGCUAUUAUUACCACAUUAUAUUCUCUAGGCAAUGUUUUGAGUCCCGGAUCGGGUAGCGAGAACAUAUACAACAGCCAGCUUGUGGCAGAGUCUUUUGGACAUGGAAAUGUUGUUGCUACUUUCUCACAAAGGAGAAAUGAUAGUGUAACGUCCCUUUCAGUGGACAGCGAGGAGGGCAAUGUUCCCUACAGGAGCGUUAUACAGGCCAUUGUCACAAUUGCGACCAAUAGCCAUGAUGAAAAGAUAAGUGCCUUGGCGCAGUCUAUGCUGCUACAAAAGAUAGGCAAGGUUGGCGUUGCAGUUGACGCGUAUAUCAUCAAGGAGACUGCUGCAUUAUCUUUAAGCACUGGGCAGACCGAAUUCCAGCUUUUGCUCAAGUUCUAUGACCGUAUCUACUGGGAUGGAAUUAUCAAUGGGCAUAGCAAUAUUACAAAUGCGGUACAAAGUGCUAUGACAUAUCUUUCUGUCACUCUGACAAGGGAUUCUCCGCUCCACAGAACAUACCUGGUCCAUUUACUGGAAAGCAUUGUCAAUAAAGGUGACGCUACUGAUUUUGAUUCUGAACGGCAAAAAGAUAUGGUUUUUGCACCUAAUGACAUCGUACCUUUGCUUAAACCGUUGGCAUUACUUGUUUCUUCUGAGAGACCAACCGCUGAAGGCUGUGAAGGGGUUGCUGGUUAUGAUCAAGUACUGUCCUUGCUAUUCCGCGACGCUUGGUUCAACCUUGCUGUUCAUGGGAUAUCUUUCAGCUCAGACGUUGCUCAAAAGUACCACAAGGAGCUGUGUUCACUUGCAACUCACUCACCACCACUUGUCUCUGAAGAUCGUAUGGAGAUGCUGGAAAGCGAUGUUGAGCUCAAUACAAUCCUUAGACGGGGAAUGGGUGCACAACGGCUUAUAGAGCAAAAGAAGAUGCUGAUUGCAGAAAUACCUAUUCGCGAAUCUGAAAUCAAACGCCUCAAUUAUCCCAAAGCAGUUUUUCUCAACGCUGCCUUAUUAGUUGAGUGUCUUCGUGUAUCAUCUGGGAACUGCACGAAAAUUCUCAAUUAUUUCCGUGACCCGGCCCUAGCCACUGCUGAAAUGGCUGGCUGCAUGAGUGCGAUUGCAGAAAAGAUUGUCUCCGAUUAUCUUUCCCUGACUCUAUCUGGAAAGCGUGAGCUAUUUUCUGUUCCGUUCCUGUCAAAGGAACUGGCAUCUUUCUUUGUGGCAUGUUGCCAUCGCAUAGAGAGGGUGCAGAAUGUUGCAGUGCUUUGUGCAAACAAAAUUAUAAAAGAGUGUCCGUCAGCCUUGUGCGCAAAGCACUCCCUUUUUGCUUUACUUGAACUCCUAACUGUCAUGUGGAGUUCUUGCCUCGAAGAAGAACUGGAUGAAUUUGAGUGGAAAUCCUCUUUUACCUCCCCUAUGGCAAUUGCCAAGGUGGACCUGCCUGACAAUUACAGUUUUAGAAAGAAAACGUUGGAUAACUUGCUUGAACGAGCUACAGCAUGGGUAACAACGGUGAUGAACAUUGCACCCUUAGAUAUUAAAGGUCUACUUCAGACAUAUUUGUCUAUGCCUGAUGACAAUAUCGGUUUCGGUCAUGUUUCUGUAGGCCGUUCGUUUGCUCUUGAAAUGGGCGCAUUUAUCCCUAAAAGUGACCAUCGACUGGUUUAA
Messenger RNA from Aspergillus tanneri, 3012 nucleotides. It is a transcript of the gene stt4, whose product is annotated as 1-phosphatidylinositol 4-kinase STT4. Lineage: Eukaryota; Fungi; Ascomycota; Eurotiomycetes; Eurotiales; Aspergillaceae. The coding region runs from base 1 to 3012 and encodes 1003 amino acids. The transcript is spliced from 5 exons. The record is from RefSeq and is a predicted model, not a curated record.